This is a messenger RNA of Mycena citricolor, 576 nucleotides long. Lineage: Eukaryota; Fungi; Basidiomycota; Agaricomycetes; Agaricales; Mycenaceae. The record is from the annotation of a GenBank genome assembly.
AUGCCCCCUGCCUUUGACCCCGCAAAGCUUGCCAAGCUGCAGGCGCUCUCAGCCAGCUCUCGGAUCGGUGGCAAGGGAACCCCGCGCAGGAAGGUCGUGAGGAAGACCAAGGCCUCAAGCGCGCAGGACGACAAGAAACUGCAGGGCGCGCUCAAGAAGCUCAACGUGCAGCCUAUCCCUGGUGUCGAGGAGGUUAACAUGUUCCGGGAGGAUGGAAACGUCCUGCACUUCAGUGCCCCCAAAGGCGAGCCUAAAUUUCGUUCCAUGUUCAAUGCAGAAGAGCUCACUCCGCGAUCUUCCCUAAUCUCAGUUCAUGCCGCCCUCCCAGCCAACACGCUCGCUAUCUACGGUACUGGACAGGUCAAGGAACUCACCGAGCUCGUUCCCGGGAUCCUCAACCAACUCGGCCCUGACUCCCUCGCGUCUCUCCGCAAAUUGGCUGAGUCCUACCAGGCCAUCCAGGGCCAGCAGCGACCUAGCGGCGCAGCGCCGGCUGCGGAGGAGGACGAUGAUGACGUCCCGGACUUGGUGGAGAACUUCGACGUCGAGGAUGCUGCCAAGGCAAGCCUCGACUGA